AUGCAAGACUUAGUGAAAAGUGAAGGUGCAGGGAGAGUGGGGCUGCUCCGCGGGGAAGAAGCUGCAAGGAAGAAGAGCAAGGCAGAGGGAGCUAGGGCUGGAAAGUGGAGGUAUUUGCAUUGCAAGGUUGCUAGCAUGGCAGAUGAUAAAAGGCUAGGAGAAGGUGUUAGGAAGUUAUUAGAGUUUUGCAACGAGGUUGUUGGACAAGUCUUAUGUAGUUUUAGGUUGUUUUUGGUCGAUAUCUUGGUUCUUAGAAUUUAA
Molecule: messenger RNA, 261 nt
Organism: Sphenostylis stenocarpa
Lineage: Eukaryota; Viridiplantae; Streptophyta; Magnoliopsida; Fabales; Fabaceae
Source: the annotation of a GenBank genome assembly